AUCACCAUCAGCCCCUGAGGGUUUUGAGUUACUAUAAAAUCAUUCAAACAGAAUUAGGGGUUUAGGAGAUUUCUCUUCUUGUACUUCCAUGGCUUUCUGGGGAGUUGAAGUGAAACCCGGAAAACCGUUCACUCAUAUAGCUGAUAAUGCAAGAGAUAGGCUUCACAUUUCCCAGGCAACACUUGGGACUGGUAAUGCUACUAAGAAAAGUGUAGUUCAGUGUAAUGUAGGAAACAAGAGUCCUGUUUUCCUAUGCUCUUUGUUUCCUGAGAAGGCCGAGUCUUGUCAAUUGAAUUUGGAAUUUGAGGAGGCUAAUGAGGUUGUGUUUUCAGUUAUUGGCCCUCGAAGUGUUCAUCUCACUGGUUACUUUUUGGGUAGUGGUGGUAGGCACUAUAAUCUUAAUGACGAAUCCGAAUCCUAUGGAGAAGAUAUUGCAGACACUGAAACAGAAAGAUCUACGGGCCGUAGUGAUGAAGAUAAGUAUGAGGAUAGUUUUAUUGAUGACAGUGAUCCAAAGCUCUUCCCACCUUCUCCUCUUUCUGGUGAUAAAGUUCAAGAAUUUGAAGUGACACCGGACAAAAGAAAACCUAAGAAUGUGAAGGACAGCCAUAAACGACUUAGGAAGAAGUACCAAUUGAGUGAGACUGAUGAUGAUGUUGGUGCUCAAGAACAUACCAAUGCCAAUGAUACAACGGCGCUGGACAGCGAAAGUGAAGACAUGUUGCCAAUUUCCUCCCUUUGCAAGGGUAGUCCUGCUACUAGGACAGGAAAAUUGGAAGCUGAAGAAAGAAUUGAGAAAAAUCGUGAUACCAAUCCUGCUACUGAGAAUGGAAAAUUUGAAGCAGAAGAAAAACCUGACAAGAAAAGAUGUGAGACAAUCAACUGUGACACCAAGGAAGAGCAUUAUUUUACUAUAAUGGAAAGAAAAGUUGAUGCUGUUGACAAUGCUGAGCCCAAAAGGCCUAACUCAGGUGAUUUUGUGCUGCCUGCUGUUGUGGUGAUCCCUGAAAAUGGUGCGAAGCCAAAGAAGAAAAAGAAAGCACGGUCUAAAGGGGUAAAAGAUAUCAAUACUGAUGGUUGCUGUAAUGUCCUUGAAGAGGAUAAAGCCAAGCAAAAUGAUGCAGAGGCUGACAAAAAGGUUCAAAAUUUGUCUCUGGGAAAUGAAGAAAAUGAAAAGACUUCUAAUUAUGAUGGCAACAGUGCUGACCUGCCACCUGAUUCCAUGCCAGCUUCUACCCAGAUGGGUCCUGAAAGUGAUGCAAAGCCAAAGAAGAGGAAAAGGAAAGACCAUGCAGAGAAAAGCUUUGAAGCUGACAGUAAUUACCAUACCAAUGUUACAAUAGAGGAUAGCGCCUUGCAAGAUGAGGUGAAGCCCAACAGCAUGGACCAGGAUCUGCCUGUGAGAAAUGAGCAAAAUGAGAAACAAGCUAAUGAUAAGAUUUCUGACAAUGAUGUUCAAUCAGCUGGUGAAAAUCCAUCUGAGGAGAAGAAAAAGAAAAAGAAGAAAAGGAAAACCAAUGAGGAUGGAAAGAUUACAGAUAUGGAAAUAUCUCUGCUAUCUAGGGAUGAAAAGAGUGGAUUAGUUACGGAUACUGAAAAGAGUUCUGAUAGCAAGUUAUCUCAGCUUAGGACCUUGUCUAAUGAAGUGGUAAUUGAGGAGCUAGAAAAGGGACAAUCAGAUGGUAAAGUCGCCACCUCGGGAAAAAAGAUCAGUGUACUCUACACUGGGAAAUUAAAGGAGAAUGGACAAGUGUUUGAUUCCAAUCUUGAUGGCACUCCAUUUAAGUUUCGCUUAGGUGGGAAGGAUGUCUUAGAUUGUUUCAAUGUUGGUCUUGAAGGCAUGCGAGUUGGUGAGAAAAGAAGGAUCUUUGUACCUCCAUCAAUGGGUUAUGGAAGUGAAGGAGAUGGUAAGAAUGUUCCACCAAACUCAUCACUGGUGUUUGAUAUGGAAUUAGUGAAAGUCCAUAAAUGAUUUUGCUGCGCCGCCUGUGAUACUGUCUAUAUAUUAUAGGGUUGAAUUCUGAUUUCGAGUGCAAACACCAACCCUGAAAUUUUUGUCAUGGAAAGCUUGGUUUCUGUUAAUGCUUGUUAUAGUUUUUUUAACUUGGCUUCAAGGCUGGUUGUAAAGAAUAGUUUUGAGUAUCAUUCUCAUACACUAAAGAGUCAUAUAGACGAUCUAUAUCCAUUUUUGUAUUUGUUCAAGCAUAUUUACAUUGGAA
Messenger RNA from Pistacia vera, 2219 nucleotides. Its product is annotated as peptidyl-prolyl cis-trans isomerase FKBP43-like. The transcript has 12 exons. Lineage: Eukaryota; Viridiplantae; Streptophyta; Magnoliopsida; Sapindales; Anacardiaceae. The coding region runs from base 89 to 1972 and encodes 627 amino acids. Gene Ontology annotation, molecular function: peptidyl-prolyl cis-trans isomerase activity. The record is from RefSeq and is a predicted model, not a curated record.